UCUUUUAUAAGAGGAGACACGGACAAUUGUGCGACAGGGAGGUGUCGGUUUACGGCUACACCCAUUAAUUUGUAUGGUAUCCGCAAAGGGUGAUGUACUGUCGUAACACGCUAGUUGAGUGUGUUGGUAAACACGCCGAUGUUGUUGUGAUCUAUGAAGCAGCCAAAAGUCCCGCGACAACAUAUGGGAAGCAUGUCUCUUGAAACGGGCACAGAGAGCAAAACUGGGGCUGCUGACUCCCAGGUCAAUCCACACUCCAACACAACCUCUGCUACAGACACACAGAACACAAAUGCUCCUACAGAUACACAGAACAAUAACAGCACUACAGACACAUGCACCUCCAUCUUCAAAGAAGUGGAAAGUAUCCUGCCCUUGUCAUGUGGACACAAAAAACGAAGAUAUCCUGUGACGGUUGAAGAGGUGAAGCGCAGGGUGGGGCCGCCAGAAAACAUGUCUCUCAAUUCUCUAGUGGCCUAUUUACGGGUGGAUAAAACAAAAAAUGUCACCCUAAAACAGGAUCUCCAGGAUGCUGGUAUAGACCCAGCACCAAAGACAUCAGUCACAUCUCUUUGUUCCAGAGUCACCGAGGGUGAAGCAGCAGACCUUACUCUAAGCAUUGGGAAGCUGGCAGUAAGCACAAUUCCUUUUGAUGACAUCACCAUAGUAGCCCUAGAUCAUCAGUAUCCAGAUAUUUCCAUUGGGAGACUCUAUGAAUUCAGGGAGAUGUUGCAGAGUCUAGUGACUGCUGUGAAGGCACACAGUGGAGACUUCGACCUGGCCACCCAUGGGAUGGGAUUCGGGUUGUUAGAUGUGUACACCGGCAUUCUCAUGCAAGUAACUGAAAAAGAAAUUGAGAACCGUAAAAAAAAGUAGAAAAUAAUGAUGUUAGUUCACUUUCGUAUUGCUUUAUUUGGUGUAUUUUUUUACGUUUUAGACCCCCUUUAUAUUAGGUGUCUUUAACUUUUAUGUACUUUUAAGCAUUUGCAGCAAUGUACGUAUUAUGUACAUUAGAGGUAGACCGAUAAAUCGGUUUUACCGAUUAAUCGGUGCCGAUAGUUGUUUUUUGGAACUAAUGGUUAUCGGUUAAAUCUAUGCAGAUAGCUGAGGAUAGUUUUUUUUUAGUUGUGAUUAACAAUUACAUGGGGAUUUGCUGUAUCCAAAUAUUUCAUCAUAAAUUGAAGCAAGGACAUUGAAAGAAAAAUGCAACUUUAUGGAAAUGUGCCCUGUCAGCAAAUACAGUACAUUGUGUUUACAACUUCAUAUCUUGUGAAUAAUAAUAAACCUCAUUGCUCAUUAAACCUCAUCUGUUGAAAUAUAUAAAAAUAAAACCCUCUGGUGAAUGUAAGGGCUAUAAAAAGCUUAACAUGGUAAAUACUGCUUAAAUAUAGAGCAUUGU
Molecule: messenger RNA, 1399 nt
Organism: Myxocyprinus asiaticus (Chinese sucker)
Lineage: Eukaryota; Metazoa; Chordata; Actinopteri; Cypriniformes; Catostomidae
Product: transcription factor AP-2-delta-like
Exons: 6
Coding region: 154-876 (240 amino acids)
Biological process (GO): regulation of cell population proliferation; anatomical structure development; regulation of transcription by RNA polymerase II
Cellular component (GO): nucleus
Molecular function (GO): DNA-binding transcription factor activity, RNA polymerase II-specific; RNA polymerase II transcription regulatory region sequence-specific DNA binding
Source: RefSeq, a predicted model, not a curated record